GGGGAGGCCAGCGUGAUUCCAGGAAGGUCAGAGACCCUGUUACACAAAUAGCGCUGACCUCUGCCCUGUAACACAGUCCACAGGGGAGUGAGCUGGAGGACCCAUUUCUGGUUCCUGAGGAGCUUGGACCUCGGAACAAGCAGGCGCCCAGAGCAAAGCUGGGAAAGUGCUCCUGCCCACCACCCCCACUUCUCUCCUGCCUCCCACCGACAUGGGCUGCAGCCUCAGACCCCGAUUCUGCCUGGUACCCUUGGUCUUGGGCCUCUUGUCUGGAGGUGUGCCCACAACUCCACUGCCCACAGCCCGACCCCAGAGCUCCUGCUCUUUGGACGGGGUGGAGAUCAAAGGUGGAGCCUUCCGACUUCUCCAAGGGGGCCAGGCCCUGGAGUACCAGUGUCCCUCUGGCUUCUAUCCGUACCCCGUGCAGACCCGCACCUGCAGACCCACAGGGUCCUGGAGUGCCCUGCAGACCCAAGACCAAAAGAUUGUCAAGAAUGCGGAGUGCAGAGCUAUUCGCUGCCUGCGACCUCAGGACUUUGAGAAUGGGGAGUACUGGCCCCGAGCCCCCUACUACAACUUGAGCGACCAGAUUUCUUUUUACUGUUACCACGGUUACACUCUCCGGGGCUCUGCCAAUCGCACUUGCCAAGCAAAUGGCCGGUGGGAUGGGGAAACGGCGAUCUGUGACAAUGGAGCAUCGUACUGCCCCAACCCUGGCAUCCCUAUUGGCACAAGGAAGGUGGGCAGCCAGUACCGCCUUGAAGACAGAGUCACCUACCACUGCAGCCGGGGCCUCACCCUGCGUGGCUCCCAGCAGCGAAGAUGCCAGGAAGGAGGAUCGUGGAGUGGGACAGAACCUUCCUGCCAAGAUUCUUUCAUGUACGACACCCCUGAAGAGGUGGCGGAAGCCUUCCUGUCCUCCCUGACAGAGACCAUAGAAGGGGUUGAUGCUGAAGAUGGGCACAGCCCAGGAGAACAGCAGAAGCGCAAGAUUGUCCUGGACCCCUCGGGGUCCAUGAACAUUUACCUGGUGCUGGAUGGAUCAGACAGCAUUGGAGCCAGCAACUUCACGGGGGCCAAGCGAUGCCUCACUAACUUAAUUGAGAAGGUGGCGAGUUAUGGGGUGAGGCCAAGAUAUGCUGUAGUGACAUAUGCCACCAACACCAAGAUCAUCGUUAAAGUGUCUGAUGAAAAGAGCAGUGAUGCCGACUGGGUCACAGAGCAGCUGAACCAGAUCAGUUACGAAGACCACAAGCUGAAGACGGGGACUAACACCAGGAAGGCCCUGCAGGCCGUGUACAGCAUGAUGAGCUGGGCCGGGGACGAGCCCCCCGAAGGCUGGAACCGCACCCGCCAUGUCAUCGUCCUCAUGACGGACGGUUUGCACAACAUGGGUGGGAACCCCGUCACUGUCAUUCACGACAUUCGGAGUCUACUGGACAUCGGCAGGGACCGAAAGAACUCGAGGGAGGAUUAUCUAGACGUGUACGUGUUCGGGGUCGGGCCUCUGGUGAACCAAGAGAACAUCAAUGCCUUGGCUUCCAAGAAGGAUAGGGAGCAGCAUGUGUUCAAAGUCAAGGACAUGGAAAACCUGGAAGACGUCUUCUUUCAAAUGAUUGAUGAAACCAAGUCUUUGGGUCUCUGUGGCAUGGUUUGGGAGCACACGAAAGGCACUUCUUACCACAAGCAACCGUGGCAGGCCAAGAUCUCAGUCAUUCGCCCUACGAAGGGACACGAGAACUGCAUGGGGGCUGUGGUGUCUGAGUACUUCGUGCUGACGGCGGCACACUGCUUCACAGUGGACGACCAGAAACACUCCAUCAAGGUCAGCGUGGGAGGGAAGAUCCGGGGCCUGGAGAUAGAAGAGGUCCUAUUUCACCCCAACUAUAACAUCAAUGGGAAGAAGGCGGAAGGGAUUUCUGAGUUUUAUGACUACGAUGUUGCCCUGAUCAAACUCAAGACGAAGCUGAAGUAUGACCAGACUCUCAGACCCAUCUGUCUCCCCUGCACGGAGGGAACCACCCGGGCUCUGCGGCUUCCUCAGACGGCCACCUGCCAGCAGCACAAGGAAGAGCUGCUCCCUGGCAAGGACGUCAAAGCCCUGUUCGUGUCUGAGCAGCAGCAGCAGCUGAUCCGGAAGGAGGUCUACAUCAAAAAUGGAGACAAGAAGGCCAGCUGCGAGAGAGAUGCUCUGUACGCCCCAGGAUAUGACAAAGUCAAGGACGUCUCGGAGGUGGUCACCCCCAGGUUCCUCUGCACGGGAGGGGUGGAUCCCUACUCUGACCCCAAUACUUGCAAAGGUGACUCUGGAGGUCCUCUCAUUGUCCACAAGAGGAGUCGCUUCAUUCAAGUUGGUGUGAUCAGCUGGGGAGUGGUGGAUGUCUGCAAAGGCCAGAGGCAGCGGCAGCGGCAGCAGGUGCCUGCUUACGCCCGGGACUUCCAUGUCAAUCUCUUCCAGGUGCUUCCCUGGCUCAAGGACAAACUCAGAGAUGAGGAUCUGGGCUUCCUGUGAGGGGAUUCUGUUGUAAGGGGGCAUGGGAUCUGAUUAAAGCAGCUGCAAUAA
This is a messenger RNA of Jaculus jaculus (lesser Egyptian jerboa), 2563 nucleotides long. RefSeq names its product complement factor B (gene Cfb). Gene Ontology annotation, biological process: complement activation; proteolysis. Gene Ontology annotation, molecular function: serine-type endopeptidase activity. Lineage: Eukaryota; Metazoa; Chordata; Mammalia; Rodentia; Dipodidae. Bases 212 to 2512 code for a protein of 766 amino acids. The transcript is spliced from 19 exons. Gene Ontology annotation, cellular component: extracellular region. The record is from RefSeq and is a predicted model, not a curated record.